Physella acuta is the source of this 354-nucleotide messenger RNA. RefSeq names its product aspartate and glycine-rich protein-like. NCBI's taxonomy places the organism in Eukaryota, Metazoa, Mollusca, Gastropoda, Physidae. The record is from RefSeq and is a predicted model, not a curated record.
AUGGAGGAUAUGGGUGAUGGUGAGGAAUGCGUUGGUAAUGGGGAUGGUGGUAUGGAAUGCGAUGGUAACGGGGAUGAUGGUAUGGAAUGCGAUGGUGAUGGAGAUGGUGGUAUGGAAUGCGAUGGUGAUGGUGGUAUGGAAAGCGAUUGUAAUGGGGAUGGUGGUAUGGAAUGCGAUGGUAAUGGGGAUGGUGGUAUGGAAUGCGAUGGUGAUGGGGAUGGUGGUAUGGAUGUGAUGGUAAUGGGGAUGGUGGUAUGGAAAGCGAUUGUAAUGGGGAUGGUGGUAUGGAAUGCGAUGGUAAUGGGGAUGGUGGUAUGGAAUGCGAUGGUGAUGGGGAUGGUGGUAUGGAUGUGA